CGUUCUGUUUGGUUAGGUUUAUAAGAACCCUUGCAACCAUUUUCGCAGUAACUCGCUGCUUCCGCCGAGUGUAGAAGAAGAACAAGGAGAACGAAGCAGUUUCUGCAUCAUCAUCGCCAACAUGGUUCAAGGACGCAAAGGAGAGCGUGUUAGGCUUUAUGUCAGAGGUUCAAUUCUUGGAUACAAGAGGUCCAAGUCGAAUCAAUACCCGAAUACCUCACUGAUCCAGAUUGAGGGAGUGAACUCCAAGGAAGAGGUUGCGUGGUACGCUGGGAAGCGCAUGGCGUACAUUUACAAAGCCAAGGUAAAGCAGAAUGGAACUCACUAUCGCUGCAUUUGGGGGAAGGUUAUCAGGCCUCAUGGUAACAGCGGUGUAGUCCGCGCUAAGUUCAAGUCAAACCUGCCACCACGAUCCAUGGGUGCGAGAGUUAGAGUCUUCAUGUACCCAAGCAAUAUAUGAGAUUCUCAGUUUCCCUUGGUGCCAAUAGUGUUUGUGACUAGAAGGCGGUUGCAUUAUGCGAGCUAAAUAUUUUAGUUUCCUUGUAACUCCUGAGCAGAAUAAUUUUCUUGUUUAGGAUUGUGAUGAACCGCAUUUUUUAUCCUUCGAUCACUUUUUUUAUUAUUAAUGAAGAUUUUGAGUCUUGAUAUCACUAAAA
Lotus japonicus is the source of this 656-nucleotide messenger RNA. Its product is annotated as 60S ribosomal protein L35a-1-like. The transcript has 5 exons. Gene Ontology annotation, biological process: cytoplasmic translation; ribosomal large subunit biogenesis. The record is from RefSeq and is a predicted model, not a curated record. Lineage: Eukaryota; Viridiplantae; Streptophyta; Magnoliopsida; Fabales; Fabaceae. Gene Ontology annotation, cellular component: cytosolic large ribosomal subunit; ribosome. Gene Ontology annotation, molecular function: structural constituent of ribosome. Bases 122 to 460 code for a protein of 112 amino acids.